Molecule: messenger RNA, 636 nt
Organism: Meloidogyne enterolobii
Lineage: Eukaryota; Metazoa; Nematoda; Chromadorea; Rhabditida; Meloidogynidae
Source: the annotation of a GenBank genome assembly
AUGUCGGCUACAGUCGCUCCGCAACCGCCUAGUGCUAAUGCGAAUGCUGCUGCUGCAAAUCAAGCGCCGGUUUUGAACACUCCAUCUUAUCCAAUGGCUUCGCUUUAUGUUGGUGAUCUUCAUCCGGAUGUUACCGAAGCAAUGCUCUUCGAGAAGUUUAGUACUUCUGGACCGGUUCUUUCCAUUCGUGUCUGCCGUGAUGCAAUUACGCGUCGUUCUCUUGGCUAUGCGUAUGUCAACUUUCAGCAGCCUGCCGAUGCUGAACGCGCUCUCGAUACGAUGAACUUCGACCUUCUUCUGAACAAGCCAAUUCGCAUCAUGUGGUCUCAACGUGAUCCAAGUAUUCGCCGUUCUGGUGCUGGUAAUAUUUUCAUCAAAAAUUUGGACAAGCACAUCGACACCAAAGCUAUCUACGACACUUUCUCAAUGUUUGGAAACAUUUUGAGCUGCAAAGUUGCUUGUGAUUUGGAAGGAAAUAGCAAAGGUUAUGGUUUCAUUCAUUUUGAGACUGAAGAUGCUGCUAAUAAGGCUAUUGAAAAAGUUAAUGGAAUGCUUUUGGAUGGAAAGAAAGUGUUAGUUUGUUGGAAAGUUCAUUCCUCGUUCACAACGCGAAAAGCAAAUUGGCGAUGCUGCUAG